CGCGAAGCCACCUGCUUCUGAGUGCGUUUACGCACGGUGAUAUGCCGAUGAAGCUACCCGUGAAGCAGCUCCAACUCUCAUGUUUGCUGCUUCGACGCGCACCGGGAGUCCUAAAGGUUUCGACAGCGGGCGAGAGAACUUAAAGGUGAGGGACGAGUGUUUCCGAUGAGCGGGUGUCACCGCUAGCAAAGAAGAUCCGAACCGCUCCAGCAUGGUCACGGAGUUCUCGUCGGUUUUCAGCGUUUUCUCCAGCACACAAGGGGACCGUCUGGAGGCUGGAGAAGGAUGCGCUCACAGGCAGCUGCCGACAGUCGAAGAGUUCUACUCCAACCUGACUCCGCUGCUCAUCGUGGCCAUAGCAGUCUCCACAGUGGCAGUGGUGUCCGUGUGUGUGACAUACACGCUCAGCCUGAGGCACGUGCUGACCAGGACUGCCCCACAGUUACGAGGCCACACAGCCUGGGUACUCACCAUCCACCCGGUAGCUGCAGUGCUGGCCUACCUGUCAGUCAUGAUCCCACGCGCAUCCUUCAUCGUCGACGUUGGCAUCCAGGACCUGUACGCCACAUGCCUGUAUCAGAUGUUCUGCCUACUGGUCGCCUACUGCGAGCAGGAGGGCUCCACAGACCAGCUGCAUGGGGCCAUGAUCCAGCUCAACACGGGGCCCCUCUGCUGCCUACCUGGAUGUCGCUGGCUCUGCAGGCCUGUGCCACUAACCCGGAUGACACUCUUGAAGCUACGAAUCCUGGUGCUACAGCUGCCCAUAGCGAUGUGGAUCCUGUACACAGUCUGCUAUGUGCUGUGGGCGGAGGACGAGAGGCUGCUGGACAGGGUGUGGCCGUACAUGGAGCCCGUGCAGGUGGGCUCUGUGCUGGUGGCGGGCUGGGGCACCCAGAUGGUGGUGCAGCUGCUGGCGCGCCUGCAGCUGCCUGGUGGAGGCGACGCCUCGCACAAGUUCCUCGCGCUCGAACUCACCAUGCUGGCGGCUGAGCUGCAGGGUGCCGCAGCAGACAGCGUCGCGGCGCUGUUCCCCUGCUCUGGGGCCUUCUCGCCCUCCUUCUGGAGCCGCAUGGGGGUGAACGUGCUGACCCUGCUGGAACUGGUGGCGCUCAGCUUGUGGGCGAAUAGGCUGUACUGCACGGAUGCGGCCCCAUUUGACCACCUGGAAGAGGAACCGGAGCCCAACCAGCUGGAGGUGGCCCCUGGUGAGGCAACUUCAGCCUAGAAGAACGGCUAGACACGAGAGAACAGCCCACUUCGAUUGACUUCAGGAUGAACUGACAGACGAUCUGCGACAAGUUGUAUGCUGGAGGACAUACUUCCAUUGUACUGCCUCCAGGAGGUGCCAGCAACUGGAAGCUGUCACUGAGGUGCCAUUCUGUUUAGUGGGACACCAUUGAAUAAGAGGCACACUGUAAUUUUCAAAAACCCAUGAGUCCCCUUAGAGAGCAAAGACUCUUCUGGCAGUCAUGACGGUACGUCACGUAAAUAGACGUUCAGAGAAAGGGAAAAGAAAUUUUUGUUAUGUGACGUGUGAACCAUAAAUUAACUAAAUACUAAGUACGUCUGCGCAACGUAUAACAAAUAGUAAAUAAUGUAAGUUAUUAUUAUCAAAACUCAAAUAUCGAUGUAAUUAACGAAACACGGUUUUUGCAUAAUCUCUGUGUAAUAUAGGCCAUGAAGAUCAGAGACAAUGCUGUCAUUGAACUCUCUCCUUUUUGUUUCGUAUAGAGGUAGGCUGCCAGUGUAGUGCUGGAUAAUAAUUAA
Messenger RNA from Schistocerca gregaria, 1767 nucleotides. RefSeq names its product organic solute transporter subunit alpha-like. NCBI's taxonomy places the organism in Eukaryota, Metazoa, Arthropoda, Insecta, Orthoptera, Acrididae. Gene Ontology annotation, molecular function: transporter activity. The record is from RefSeq and is a predicted model, not a curated record. Gene Ontology annotation, biological process: transport. Bases 212 to 1225 code for a protein of 337 amino acids. The transcript has 7 exons.